CUGUAAAUCAAUUCACUGUGACGGUACAGAAGACUGAAGCUUCAACGAGAUGUGAGCUUCAAGGAACCUAUGUGUUAAUACCAGGCAAAGACAGCCUGAUUCUGAAAGAUCCCAGAACAAAACAAGAUGUCUACAAAUGGCCUUAUAACUAUCUUCGCCGAUAUGGAAUAGAUCAGGUAAAUUUUACAUUUGAGGCAGGAAGAAGAUGUGAUUCAGGACAAGGACUUUUUGUAUUCGAAACAAAGGCAGUCAAAGAAAUUUUCCACAUUAUUGAUGCAGCAGUAAAGGAAAAAGAGUCCAAGAAGAAACAGCAACGAUUAAGUUUAACCUCAGUUAGCUCUGAGGCUUCCACAGCGUCCAGUCGACAACUGCUAAGUGUAGCAUCCCUUGGUCAGGAAUCUUCCGAUGAAAAAUCAUCAUCAGGUGGAAGAGUGCUUCCCACGAAGGGCACAGACUCAAAUCGAAAGGUUAAGAAGAGAAAAGAAAAUCGAGAUCGUAAAGGCAAUACCUCACCUUCUGGGGCUAAAGGAGCCGAAAGGAAUCUUCCUGCAACCAAUGAUAGGGAGGGUGUAGGUGAAGUAGUUUAUGCUACUGUCAAAUAUCCUGAAGGAAAACCAACAAAAGUCAAUGUGGAGGAGUCGACAGUUAAUCCUACAACAUACAGAGAUAGUUACAGUGAUGACUCUUUUAUAGACCCAGUGUAUGAGAAUGUUUCGGAUAUAGAAUCCCUGCUGUCAUUUGAGGAAGAGCCAUCUUUUCUCAAAGACAUACAAAAGUCAACCUGUGAAAAUUCACCGAGUAGUUUUGAAGACCAGAACAUCCCUUCUCCUACAGGUUCUAUCCCAGAUUAUGAGAACAUUGCAGUUGAACGCAAUCAGCUGAUUUCUGAAGGUGAUCAUGGUGAAGGGUCUGCAGCCAGGGAGGAAGCUGAGUUACACCAAACUUCUCCUGGGGCAAAACACAAGGAAAGAGAUGCUUCCUUAAGCUCCGGAGCCUCUAAAGCCACAAAAGCAAAAUUUCCAGCUGGUAUCCAAGAGGUUCUAACUGAUCUGUACUCCAAAGAAUUGAGUAAAGCGCGAGAAGGCAAACUGGAGAAGAUUGGCAGGUCAUCUGAGCUGCAGAGAAAGUAUUAAACUGGGAAUAUGGAUGGUUGUGGGAUGGUGGGGGCAGGGCUGGGUGAGUGAUGUCAUCAAAUGAUUAUUGAAAUAGAAAUAAUAUCUCUAACAGUGUUUAUCAUUUUACAGACGUUCAAUGAUUACUUCUUAAUAUUUAUCAUUUUCUCUAGCGAAUCUGUAAAUGCAGUCCGAGUGACAUGAAGAGGCACAUCUUUUUGACCCUCGUUAUUGUUAUCUACAGCUUGACAAAGGUCAGGGGGGACAGGCAGGAAGAUGGAGUGAAGAUCAUAAUCAAAACAGUCAGGGUCUUGUUGACUGGCAGGACUCAAUGACCUACUCCAACUUCCUUUGGCAAACCCUAGCUUCUUCAUGUCUCUAGGAGAAAAAGAGUUAGUGACUAUACAGGAGCUGGCAGGUUCAAGGAAGGGAACUCCACUGCCUUGUGUUUCUCAAUUUGGAAGUGAAAAUCCAGCCUGGUGUCACUGUUAGUCAUAUGUAGGACCUUGCCCUUACUGAUAGCCAACUGUCACCAUAGGCAACUGGAAGAAAUCUA
Rhincodon typus (whale shark) is the source of this 1668-nucleotide messenger RNA. Its product is annotated as docking protein 1-like. The record is from RefSeq and is a predicted model, not a curated record. The transcript has 2 exons. The annotation marks the transcript as partial. Gene Ontology annotation, biological process: cell surface receptor protein tyrosine kinase signaling pathway; positive regulation of MAPK cascade. Gene Ontology annotation, cellular component: cytoplasm. Lineage: Eukaryota; Metazoa; Chordata; Chondrichthyes; Orectolobiformes; Rhincodontidae.